Messenger RNA from Thlaspi arvense, 327 nucleotides. NCBI's taxonomy places the organism in Eukaryota, Viridiplantae, Streptophyta, Magnoliopsida, Brassicales, Brassicaceae. The record is from the annotation of a GenBank genome assembly.
AUGGAAGUUGGUGAGAUUGGGGCCAGGAUUCAGGUAACUACUAAUGCAGAUAAACCAAUUCAGUUUGAACACAUAAUCGGAUUCCUUAAUGGUGAAUUACUUUUUAACUAUGAGGGCCUCCAUCGAUUCUGUUUCAACUGCAAACGACUCUCGCAUGAACAGAGCACAUGCCCAGAACUUAUAGAGGAUCAAAGAGAGUCACUUCAGAAACUAAGACAUGAAGUUAAUGCGGUGGAUCCAAACGGCCACACAUAUGCGAAUGAUAGCCUCAAACAGGCUCGAUCUCCACCAACUGGUGAGUUCAGAGAUGAUGAGUACGCUUCGUGA